Molecule: messenger RNA, 792 nt
Organism: Cylindrotheca closterium
Lineage: Eukaryota; Bacillariophyta; Bacillariophyceae; Bacillariales; Bacillariaceae
Source: the annotation of a GenBank genome assembly
AUGGCUGCUGGUCGAUCACUUGUCAUUGUCAUUACUGGUGCCAGUCGGGGCCUUGGUGCCGGAAUGGCAGAAGUCUAUCUGAAGCAAGGACACAAGCUUGGCCUCUGUGCUCGAUCCUCCAAACCAUCAGCAUCCUUCUAUUCUGAGUCGUCCUUUGAUGAUCAUCUCCUCUACCAAUCUGUCGACGUAUGUGACGAACAUGCAGUUGGCUCUUUUUUGGAUGCCGUGGUGGAGAAGUUUGGUCCAAUCGACAUGUGGAUCAAUAAUGCUGGAAUCUUGGAUCCGAUACAACCCAUUCGUAACAUGUCCUAUGAAGACUUUGAUCGGAACAUGCAAAUCAAUUUGGGGGGCGUCUUUAAAGGGACCAAGGCCUACAUCAACCAUGUUCGGUCACAACCACAGUCCACACCACUAAAAGACGCAACCUUGGUGAAUAUAUCCAGUGGCGCUGCUCAAAAAGGAUAUGCUGGCUGGGGUGCCUACAGUUCUGGUAAAGGAGCGGUUGAUCGUUUGACGGAAUCCGCCUUUUUGGAAGAAACGGAAGACUCGUCGUCAUCCAACACCAACUUUCGUGCCUAUGCCAUAGCACCGGGUGUCAUUGAUACGGAUAUGCAAGUCAUGAUUCGAUCCAGCUCCAAGGAGGAUUUCCCAAUGCUUGACAAGUUCAUCUCUAUCAAGGAGAAGGAUUCUUUCAAUUCGAUUCCCUUUGUGGCAAAGAAUAUAUUGGAACUAGCUCUCAAGGAAGGUCCACAAACGCUUCCUGUUGUCCAACGAUUUCCAAAUGAAAAAUGA